Phalaenopsis equestris is the source of this 2059-nucleotide messenger RNA. RefSeq lists its product as uncharacterized. The record is from RefSeq and is a predicted model, not a curated record. Bases 541 to 1569 code for a protein of 342 amino acids. NCBI's taxonomy places the organism in Eukaryota, Viridiplantae, Streptophyta, Magnoliopsida, Asparagales, Orchidaceae. The transcript has a single exon.
AUUAAUGUUUUAUAAGUAUUUUUAUGAUUUGCUCGUUAACAAAAUCCUUCCGUACCUAAAGACCAAACUCUUCAAGUUUGCCCACUUCGACGCCACCCCUGACCGGCUUUCUCGGCGAAGCCCACGGAGUUCCUUGUCUUCCACCGAAAUCCAGAUAGACUGGGUUGUAACUUUCGUACACAUUUUCGUGUUGACUUCUCCACACCACCCUUUCUCUCUCAUUAACGACCUCUUCCCCGCCACCAAAAAACGACUUCGUUCUGUCCCUUUCUCUUCUCUACCGAAUUUUCUCUUCAUGGUCGGCAACUCCUUCACCUCAUUUGACCCAUUCAAUCACCCCACCUUCUACAUUCUUCUCCUCUGUUUUUCGUCGCCAGUCCUCCGUUUUUUGAUCGCACCAUUAUGCUCAACAGCUGAUCGACGAUAUUCUCCAGAAGGAAUUCGCAUUGUCGACUUUCCUGCAAUUUUGAUCCACCCAUUCGAUCUCCCCAAAAAACGAGUCUUUGAAGUUCUUUUAUUUCUUUUCUAAAUUUUUUUCCAAUGGGCUGCACGAACUCGAGGGAAGCAGAACGAGACCGUCCCCAAAGCCCGUCUCCGUUCGUCAGGAUUUUCUCCGUAUCUGUGUCGAUUGGAUCCCAGCGCAAAGGCGACAGCUUUAAUACCGCAGCCCUCCAUCUCUUCGAUGAGGAGAUGACGAAGAGCACUAACGACCAUAAGAACCUAGUCUCCACCGAGAUCCGGGUGUCAAAUACACCGGCAACGAGCCUGCAUUACCAGCUCGAACCAGAAAUCAUCAAUGCGUGGGAACUAAUGGAUGGCCUCGAAGAUAUAACUCCUCUCCGACCAUCCUUCGCCUCGAACACAUUGGAAGAGAGCGCAAGGUGCUCGCCAGUGAAGUCUGCCUCCGAAGAUUACGAAGGAUUUGAUCUUGAUAUCAUCUCCGGUUUCCGAAAGGCCAUUACAGAGCUCUCCCCUGAAGAAGCUUCUUUCGAAGAAAAUGAAAUACUGAAAUUCGCCGGAAUUGUUGAUGCCCAGAAGCCAAUGGUGUCGCCAUUGAAGAAAAGCCCGCCGGGUGGAGAAAGGAAACUCGUGCUGUACUUAACAAGUCUGAGAGGAGUGCGAAAGACCUUUGAAGAUUGCUGGAAUGUGAGGGUUAUACUUCAAGGCUACGGUUUUCGGGUUGAUGAAAGAGAUGUUUCGAUGCAUGGAGGCUUCAAGGAUGAGUUGCUUGAGAUUCUUGGUCCUGGGUAUUGCGGAAGUAAUCUUCCGAGGGUUUUUGCUGAUGGAAAGUAUAUUGGCGGAGCAGAAGAGGUGAUGCGGAUGCAUGAGGCGGGUGAAUUGGAAGAAGCUUUGAGAGAUUGUGAGGUGGUGGCGAUGGAGAAUGGCUGCAGUGUGGUGAACUGCGAAGGCUGCGGCGAUGUCAGGUUUGUGCCAUGCGAGAUAUGUUCGGGCAGCUGCAAGGUAUUUGUGGAGGAGGAGGAAGAAGGUGAGGUGGAGAUUGGAGGAUUCAGGAGAUGUUCGGAAUGUAAUGAGAAUGGAUUAGUUCGAUGCCCUCUUUGUUGCUAUUGAUCAUGUGAUGUGAAUUGUUUCAUGGAGGAUAAGAUGCAUGGUGGAAGUUGGAGGUUUUGAAAGAUGAAACAGUGAAACAGCUCUUUGUGGUUUGUUAUGGUUUUAUAUUUUUAAUAGAGCAUGGCUGCUUUCAUGAGAGCAACGUUUAAUACUUGAAGUGCAUCAAAGAGUGAAACCAUAAGCAUCCAUUUGCUUUUCUUUUUAUUUUUAUUUUUCAUGAAUUUUGCAGAAAACUAUAUUUCCUUAGCAUUUAUAAUGGCUAAAUGGUUCCUUAGAGACUUUUAAAACAAGUAACCGAGAAAAAACUUCAGCUUGCUUUUUUAUCUUUCUAGAUGACUCAAUUCAGAGAAAUGGGACAUGAGAAGAUGGAGAACUCAAAUACAGCAAUUAAGAACUUUUGUGAAGAAAAGGAUUACAUUAUAGUUGUGAAAAAGACAGGUUAUGUUGAUGUCAUGGUUUUAGUAUGCCAAUGUAUAUGAAAAACAACAAG